This is a messenger RNA of Psilocybe cubensis, 654 nucleotides long. RefSeq lists its product as uncharacterized. Lineage: Eukaryota; Fungi; Basidiomycota; Agaricomycetes; Agaricales; Agrocybaceae. The transcript has 3 exons. The coding region runs from base 1 to 654 and encodes 217 amino acids. The record is from RefSeq and is a predicted model, not a curated record.
AUGUUUCGUCUCGCUCUCUCUCCGUCGAGGACACACACUUGGGCGCCAGCGUUCUCAAGGUCCCUGGUGUCCUCCAACUUACUUUCUCGAACAUGGCAGAACGAGACUAUUUCCGACCUCAGGAGUAAAGCAAAGCGCCGCGGUCUUUCUGCCAAGGGAAGCAAGGCCGCCAUAGCAUCUAGAAUUGAAGAAUACGAGAAGUUACAGGCUCACUCUGGCACAAGGCAUGCCUCGACUGCUCAACAUUCGAGUGCAGAGGUGCCAGGCAAUCCUGGGCUACCACCUGUAUCCGCGGCAGAUAUUUUCAACAUACAAAUACCUGAUCUUUCUCAGCCUCCUCCGCCCGCUCCAAUUCAGAUUCCUUUUCUUCCGGACUUCUGGAAUUCUUCCCACUACGCAGCCCCAGUUGAAGAAACCGUGAAGGAAGAGAUUUUGCCUAAACUGCUCAUUGUUGCAGGCGCAGAGACACAUCCUAACGGUGGUCCUUCUCAUAAUCUUCUUGAUCUCAAUGUCGACGAUGUCGCCCCAAAAGUGGAUGCUUCGCCAAACGUUACAGAAAGUAAACGUUCAGAUGGCCUUCUCGACGAUAUUGCUGAGGACCUUGGGUUCCCCCCUGUGAAGGAUAUCAAAGCGGGCUUGUGGAAACUUUUUUGA